This is a messenger RNA of Salvelinus namaycush (lake trout), 2411 nucleotides long. RefSeq names its product caspase-2-like. Gene Ontology annotation, biological process: proteolysis; regulation of apoptotic process. NCBI's taxonomy places the organism in Eukaryota, Metazoa, Chordata, Actinopteri, Salmoniformes, Salmonidae. The record is from RefSeq and is a predicted model, not a curated record. The transcript has 12 exons. Gene Ontology annotation, molecular function: cysteine-type endopeptidase activity. The coding region runs from base 26 to 1483 and encodes 485 amino acids.
AGGCGCGGAAGUUGGUUUAGUAGGAAUGUUGGGGGAAUGCGGUAUGCUGGAACGAGACAGAAGGGGGCUUCGGAAAUGCUCUGUGACUCUCUGUAAAGAGAUGGUGGUAGACGAGCUGUUCAUUCAGUCGCUGCAGACAGACGACAUUCUUACCGACAGCAUGGCAGAAAGCAUCCUGGUGGAGCCGACCUCCCACAAGCGGAGCUGGCGUCUGCUGUCCCUGCUUCCCAAGCGUGGUCCCAGAGCCUUCAGCAGCUUCUGCUCAGCACUGAGAGACACAGAGCAGCAGCACCUAUGUGCCCUGCUCACAGAGUCACCAGAGAGGGACGGAGAGAGACAGUGUCCCCAGACAGCUAAGGCGAAAGACAGGGCUGAGGAGGUGAUUUCCACAACAUACCCAAUCCAAGCUUCAGACCGCUACGCCCCAUUCACAAAGACCCCAGUCAAAGACAGUGAGGAAGAGAGGGAUGAAGAGAAAGAGAGAUAUGUGGACUCUCCCCUCCCACUGCCCACCCAGGAGGGGAUGGUUCCAGCCAAGAGAGCCAGAACACAAGAGUCAAUGGAGAUGUGUCUGGAUGCAGACAGUCCCAUCACCAGCCCUGUUCUUCCCUGUACACCAGACUUCUACCUAAAACACUGCCAACAGUCCUAUAGUAUGGUGUCCAGUCCUCGUGGCCUGGCCUUGGUGAUCAGUAACGUCUCCUUUGACCCCUGUGCUGCUCCUGACCUGGACUCCAGGAAGGGAGGGGAGGUGGACGUGGAGGUCCUCAGGAAGGUGUUCACUGAGCUGGACUACAUAGUCACCGUCCGGAGAGACCUCACAGCUCCGGGCAUGCGGGCGUGCAUUGAGCAGUUUGGCAGACAGCAGCAGCACCAGACCGUAUCCAGCUGUGUGGUGUGUCUGCUGUCCCAUGGAGUAGAGGGGGCUAUCUACGGCACAGACGGACAGCUACUGGAGUUGGACUGGGUGUUUGAGGCGUUUGACAACGCCCACUGUCCUCUACUGCAGAAUAAACCCAAGAUGUUCUUCAUCCAGGCCUGCAGAGGAGAGGAGAUGGACUGUGGGGUGGAGCAGUCAGACGGGCCAGAGAGGACCCAGUCUCCUGGCUGUGAACAGAGGGAUGCAGGGAGGGAGGGAGAGGGGGAUGGAGACACCAGGCAGACGGAGGAGAGAGGCAGGCUCAUAGUCAAACUGCCCCAGCGCUCCGACAUGAUCUGUGGCUUCGCCUCCCUCAAAGGCACUGCAGCCAUGAGGAACACCAAGAGAGGAUCCUGGUUCAUCCAAGAGGUCAACUCAGCACUCCGCUUCAGAGCCAGAGACACACACCUAUCAGAUAUACUGGUGCAGGUGAAUGGUCGUAUUAAAGACAGAGAAGGCUAUGCUCCUGGCACCCCCCACCAUCGCUGUAAGGAGAUGUCUGAAUUCACCAGCUCCCUCUGCAAAGACCUCUACCUGUUCCCCAAGUACCACCCUCAGUACUGACACGCACACAUUUCUGCACCCCUACAGCACCACACCCACUACUGACACACACACAUACUGUUACACACAAUCAUAGAGGAUUAAUUCAUUCACAUUUGCUGUGCAAAUUCCCUCUCACAGACAAACUCUUGGAAAGGAAAAUGGAACAAGUUGUUGUAAAUCUAUGUGCUUGGUAAUGGGCAUGAAGUAUACAUGACUGGUAUGCAGCUGUUGUGUGUACCUACCUAUCAACUAGGCUUGCUAUAUAUGUAUCUGUGCCAAUUAGAAAUGGGAUUGAAAUGUUCUAGGAAAUAUUUUUAGCUCGCUAACACACCAGAAUAUAUUUAAAUGUAUCGCUUUUAAUUUCUAACUAAACUAACUUUUGGGUUUCAAGUUUAUUCUUUUUUUUAAAUCAUGUAUUUUGUAUGCAGAUCUAUUUUUAUCAAUUUAUUUUGUAUCAAAUCAUUUUUAAGCUGUUUUUUGUACGAAUUUUAAAGCCCUUGUCUGCUUUUUGUAUUCAAAUAUGUUUAUUAUAAAAUGCAUAACAUUAUAUGCAUUAGAAUAGGAAAUCCCCCUGACCAAAUGAAGGUAUGUAUCUGUGUCCAUCUGUUGGGCAGACGUGGUGGUGUAGAGUUAUUGGCUGAGGAUGUAGCAUGGACGGAGCUGAAUUUCAAUACCUUACUGUUUUACACCCUCCUAGUAAUCUGAGUCUUCCACUGAAGGAUACUGGAACAAGUAGAUAUGAUAUUGGGAGUUUCAUAUUUGUUAGCAAUGAUUUGAUGUGUUAUUGAGGCAACAAGUGUACUGCAUUCCAUUUGAGUAGAAUGGAGUCAUGACCAUUUCUCUCACAAACAACUGUCCUCCCCCUCCCAUCUCUCUACCUCCAUGAGGGGGUUACGGUCUAAGGCACUGCAUCUCAGUGCAAGAGGCGUCACUACAGUCCCUGUUU